CGGACCCAUUCGCUAGCCAAAGCGCAUGCGCAAACGGCAAUAUGGUUACGAAAAUGUUUGUUACGGGACGUUUUUUAGGUUAAAUUCCGCGUGAACUUUGCUCAGGGAGACAACGAAAGCGACACGAUGGCGGGAGAAGAGCAGGGGAGCGGGAGUAAGGGUUUCAGGCUGUUGGGGAUUUUGGAUGUUCAGAACACGCCGUGUGCCAGAGACGCCGUCCUGCACGGAGCGGGCGGCUCAAUAGCUGCUGGCCUGCUGCACUUUCUGGCAACUAGUCGUGUGAAGAGGUCUUUUGACGUGGGAUUUGCAGGAUUUAUGCUCACCACACUCGGGUCCUGGUUUUACUGCAGGAUGAACAACGCUAAGCUGCGCGUGCAGCAGAGGAUGAUCCAGGACGGCAUCAAGAACAAGGUUGUGUAUGAAGGGAGCGGUAUCGACCCCACAAACAAACCUGCAGCAGAAACGUCAUCAGGGCCCUCGUGACCUCCAGAACCAUCAUCCUCCUUCUUAUGUAAAGGCUGUGAGGAGAGGACGCUGCUGAGGUCCAACAAAGACUUUCAACCAGGUUUUUCUGUUGUUGCUUUGCAUUUGUUUUGUUUUGUUCUUCUUCAAAAGACUGACUUCAGCUGCGCAAAUGAUGGAAAGAAUUAAAAUCUAGUAUUUAAUUGUGGCUGUUUUUGUUUUUGUUUUGUCAAAUCCAAAUUAUUAAAAAUCAUAUUCCAGACAGCUGCAUACAGACUUUUUGACUGAAGGGUGAGCUGUUCCUAGAGUGCAUCCAGAUCCUGAAACAACAAAAAGUGUUUGAAUUUAUUGUUUUUUGAAUGUUGCUCCACCCCAACAUUGCAAAUAUACCCUGAAACCCUGUGCUGCGCAGCAUGCUGUGAUUUUAGUGUCAUUUCUUCUUUCACAAAGUUUGUUCUGCUCACCAAUCAGCAGCUAAGAAAGAAAGUGCUUUUGCACACAAAAAGGGACAACAUUUAGGUCUCCACCUAGAACUGUACAGAGGAUAUUGCCGUUAUCUGUGUGCAUCGGCCGCCGGGGUGCUCGGUUCUCUGUCAUUUGUCGAAGUCAAACGCCUGCUGUUAUGUCACAGUUGGGGUGUGGCCUAACUUGUAAUGUGCUUAAAAUUUUCUAGCCCAGGACAAAGCAGCAGGAGCUUUCUGUGUUCUACUGUUGAAUCAGCCUUUAAAGGUAUACUCUGCAGGAUUUUACAAAAAAACACUCGCAUAAAAGUAAUCCCUCUAAAUCCGCACUUUGGACCCACUAGAAGAUUGUGGCGGUGUGUUUAUCUGCAGACACUCUGCCUGAAUUCUCUUAUUUUGCUGUGUGCGGGACGUUGCUCAGCACAGUGCACACAUGCAGCAGGUCAUGAUUUUAUAAAGCAUGUAAGGACCGGCCAGGUGCAAGACCGUAAACCGGUUAUGAAAAUCACAAACGUAAUGAUCCUGCUUGGAUCUUCAUCAAGUCAGAUGCAUUUAUUGCUGACAUUCGUGUUUGCUGAUGAAGAUCUAAGCAGAAUUGAAAUGUCGUAAAUAAACUUGUGUGGCAUGGAGCAAGUGUGAAGGCGUUACCUUUUUCUUCACGUACACUGUUUUUUUAAAAGCUUUGCACCGAUGUGAUGUCUAAACCUAUCAAAAAGCCCUCUUUCUCCUGGGAAAGUCACAAACACAGAAGCAAAAACGCAGUCCAGUGAGACCAAAUAUACAAAAAUUAUCUGAAAACAUGCAACAAAAUCAUGUGUAUUCUGCAUUCCUUCAUGCCUGACGUUCAUCUCAUAUUAAAUGUGUGUGUUUUAUUAGCUAGCCAUUAGAUUUCAUUUAUUAUUUCCAUGGCAGAUGAUAUUGGGCACAAAACCGGCUUCAUUGGUCAGAUGGUCUGCGCUGUGCACUGCUACGUCUCCCAAAACCACACGAAACUGUUUUUAGGGAUGCCUAUUUGCAAACAAAAACCAACCUUUCCUGCACAGUAUGCCUUUAAAUUCACCUCAAACCUUGAUUGUUUUAUCAUAUAGUAUUUAAAAGUUGAAUAUAUGGAAAAUAAAUUAUGCACUGAUGUAAAA
Messenger RNA from Plectropomus leopardus (leopard coralgrouper), 2059 nucleotides. RefSeq names its product cytochrome c oxidase assembly factor COX20 (gene cox20). Lineage: Eukaryota; Metazoa; Chordata; Actinopteri; Perciformes; Serranidae. Gene Ontology annotation, biological process: mitochondrial respiratory chain complex IV assembly. Gene Ontology annotation, cellular component: mitochondrial inner membrane; mitochondrion. The record is from RefSeq and is a predicted model, not a curated record.